Molecule: messenger RNA, 3797 nt
Organism: Argiope bruennichi
Lineage: Eukaryota; Metazoa; Arthropoda; Arachnida; Araneae; Araneidae
Product: paramyosin-like
Exons: 16
Coding region: 134-2764 (876 amino acids)
Cellular component (GO): myosin complex
Source: RefSeq, a predicted model, not a curated record
UGGGGGUGUUUCACUUCAUCUUCCAACACCACCGCGCGCGUGCCUCCUUUUCCGCCGUUCUUCCGGAGAUACCCAGGAGUUACAUUCGAACCACCACCGUCCGUUCGCCUUUCAGACUUCACACCACAGAGCGAUGUCUUCGGUCAAGACCUCGAAAUUCGUGUACCGGUCCACCGCCGGAGGGGCCGGGGACCUCAGCAUCGAAUAUGGAACCGAUCUGGGUGCUUUUACCAGACUCGAGGACAAAAUCCGACUUCUACAGGAAGAUCUCGAAUCUGAAAGAGAGCUUAGGCAGAGGAUUGAGAGAGAACGAUCUGAUCUUACCGUCCAGCUAAUGCAAAUUUCAGAACGAUUAGAAGAAGCUGAAGGUAGCAGCGAAAGUCAGCUGGAGAUGAACAAAAAGCGCGAUUUGGAGCUGUCAAAGCUGCGAAAACUGUUGGACGACGUGCACCUGGAGAGCGAGGAGAACGCACACCACCUCAGAAAGAAACACCAGGAGGCCAUUGUGGAACUGCAGGACCAAUUGGACCAGGCCAAUAAGUCUAAGGCAAAGAUUGAAAGGGAAAAGCAAAAAUUCCAAGCUGAAGUAUACGAUUUACUCUCACAAGUUGAGCUGGCUAACAAAGACAAAGUUGCCGCCCAAAAGACAGUGGAGAGGCUCGAGAUAACCAUCCAUGACUUGAACAUCCACAUCGAGGAGUUGAACCGCCAAGUGACCGAGAUCAGCUCCCAGAGAAGCCGCCUCUCCUCCGAGAACACCGAACUCAUGAAAGAGGUGCAGGAGUACAAGCUGCACUUGGACAAUGCCAACCACCUGAAGGGUCAACUAGCCGUUCAGCUGGAAGAGAUUAGGAGGAGGCUGGAAGACGAGGAGAGGCGCCGCUCUGCUUUAGAACAGCACAACCACACUCUGGAGGUUGAGGUCGAGAGCCUGAAGACUCAACUCGACGAGGAGUCCGAAGCCCGCAUUGACCUCGAGAGGCAACUCUCCAAGGCCAACGGAGAAGCUGCCACCUGGAAGUCCAAGUACGAAGCUGAAUGCACGGCACAUGCCGAUGAGGUUGACGAGCUCAGACGCCGCCUCGCCCAGAAGACCGCCGAGUACGAGGAACAGCUCCAGGCCCUGCUGAACAAAUGCAGCGCCUUGGAGAAGCACAAGUCCAGGCUGCAGAGCGAAGUCGAGGUCCUCAUCAUGGAUCUCGAGAAGGCCACUACCCACGCCCAGAACCUGGAGAAGCGAGUCUCUCAGCUCGAGAAGGUGAAUCACGACCUGAAGAGCAAAGUGGACGAGCUGAUCGCUCUGCUGGAGGCCGCACAGAGAGACUUCCGAGCCAAGGUGGCCGAGCUUCAGAAGCUGCAGCACGACUUCGACAAGCUCAAGGAUCUGAAGGAAGCACUGGCCAGGGAGAACAAGAAGCUCGCAGACGACCUCGGCGACUGCAAGGCCCAGCUGAGCGAUGCCACCCGCCGAAUCCAUGAGAUGGACCUCGAGAUCAAGAGAUUGGAAACCGAAAGGGAAGAACUGAGUGCAGCCUACAGGGAAGCCGAAUCCCUCAGGAAGCAGGAGGAGGCCAAGGCCCAGCGCCUUGCCCAGGAACUGGCUCAGAUGAGACACGACUACGAGAAGAGGCUGGCUGCAAAGGAGGAAGAGCUGGAGGCUCUCAGGAAACAGUACCAGAUCGAAGUAGACCAGCUGAACAUGAGGCUGGCCGAGGCAGAGGCCAAACUGAAGUCAGAGGUUGCCCGCAUCAAGAAGAAGAUGCAAGUGCAAAUCACAGAGCUGGAGAUGUCUUUGGACGUCGCCAACAAGCAGAACCUCGACCUUCAGAAGACCAUCAAGAAACAGGCCCUCCAAAUGCAGGAGUUGCAAUCUCACUACGACGAAGUGACCCGACAACUGCAGCAAGCCAUCGACCAACUGGGAGUUGCCCAGAGACGUGUCCAAACUUUGCAGAUGGAACUGGACGAAAUGAGAUCUACCGUGGAACAAGCCCAAAGAGGCAAGCGCCAAGCCGAGCAGAUGUACGAGGAGGCCCACAGCAAGGUGAACGAGUUGACCACCAUCAACGUCAACUUAUCCGCAGCCAAGAACAAGCUGGAAAGCGACUUCACCACUUUGCAAUCAGACUACGAAGAAGUGUCCAAAGAACUCAGGGUGGUUGACGAGAAGUACAACCGUACCAUCAUCGAGCUGAAGACAAUCAAAGAUCAGCUGACCGAAGAGCAGGAGCGCUGCGUCAAGAUCGAAUCCAUCAAGAAGUCUCUCGAGAUGGAAGUGCACAAUCUCCAAGUCAGGAUCGAGGAAGUAGAGGCAAACGCCCUGGCUGGAGGACGAAGGGUCAUCAGCAAGCUGGAGGCCAGGAUCAAGGACGUGGAAAUCGAAAUGGAAGAAGAGAAACGCCGCCACUCCGAGACCCAGAAGAGCAUGCGAAAGAAAGAAAAUCGCCUUCGGGAGUUGAUGCUGCAGACGGAGGAUGACCACAAGACCAUCACCAUGCUCAACGACGCCGUCGAGAAGCUCAGCGAGAAGGUCAAGUUGUACAAGAGGCAACUCGAUGAAACGGAAGGCAUUUCUCAACAGAACUUGAGCAGAGUGCGCAGGUUCCAGAGGGAAUUGGAAGCUGCAGAAGACAGAGCCGAGGCAGCUGAAAGCAACCUCUCUAUGAUCAGAGCCAAACACAGAUCUUGGGUUACCACCAACCAGGUGCCAGGAGGUGUCCGCCAGGUGUUCGUGACGGAGGAAACCACCACCAGCAAUUACUAAACAGUAUUUGCCAACCGCUAUCACAUUGGACAAUUUCUUCUUUUCUGCUCAAAGGUUGCAAUGAGAGUAUUAAGGAACCAAAGACAAAAUAUCCGUCCGUUUAACUACUUCGCGAAAUUCACAGAUUUUUUUUUUUUUCAUACAACCUCUGAAAAUUUAUUUAAAACUUUAUAAUCCCCCCCUUUUUUUUUCAAAUGAUUGAUAACAUUCUUUUACUAGUUUCUUUCGGACACUCUGUUGUUUAACCUCUGAGCAUUAUGUGUCUCAAAUAUUGUAACAGCUUGUGAGAGAAUAAAUAUUGAUAUGGAGUAUCAAACAAAUUUCUUCAAACAGCAUUUUUAUUUAUUAUUCGGAGAAGCAAUAUUCAAAUUAUAUUUUUUUUAACAAAACAGACUAAAUGAGCUAUUCACACUAAAAUAAAGCUUUUCCGAGAGUGAUAAAUAACUUAAGCUACUAAAAAAAAUACCAGAUAUUUGCUGUUAUGUCUUGUCAUUUUUUUUGUAUAUUUUUUUGUGUUUGUUGACUUGUGGUUGUUACGCACUCAUAUGGUGAAAUUAUUUUAUUUACAUGCGUUGAUAUUAAUUUUUAGAGGAAACGAAUUAAGUGCACUGAUUGAAAACAUUUUAAAAGCUCUUUAUUGCUUAUGAAUUAUUUUAAAGACACCUUUGCUGAAGCAGCUUAGCUAAAUGCUCAUUAAGUUUUUGUAACUUCUAACUUGGGCGGUGUAAAAUACUUUAUGGUAGUCGAACCCUUUAAUCAUUCCUUGUAAGUCCCACGACAACUGCACAGAUGUGCUUGACAUUCACACGCGAGUUGCUUUGACCAAGUCCUAGAUCAAGGAGAAUGUCUGUGCUCAGAACUUUGCUUUGCGCUUGCCAAUGCAUGGCAGACGACAAAUGAUCAAAUACGGUGAACAUUUGAUGGAUCAAAACUUGGAGGGCGUUAAGCCAUAAAGUAUUCUUUUCCUAGUACUUGUACUCUUUCGUUUUGUUUUGUAACUCUUUAAAUUAAAAUAAAGAUAUUUAUCUUGUUC